AUGAGGGCCCCGGCAAUUCUGCUGUCCCUGUUCCUUGGUGCCCUGGCCCAGCAUGGGUCCCACUGGACCUACUACGAGGGGGCGCUGGACCAGAAAUACUGGCCGGACCACUACGCAGCCUGUGGUGGGCAGAGGCAGUCACCCAUCAACGUGCAGAGGAAGAUGGUGCGGUAUAACCCUGCCUUGAAGGACCUGAAACUGACAGGCUAUGAGGCUCAGGAGGGCGAGUUCCCCAUGACCAACAAUGGCCACACAGUGGAGAUCAAACUACCCCCCACCAUGCGUAUGAUGACCACUGAUGGCACCGAGUACAUCGCCGAGCAGAUGCACUUCCACUGGGGCGGUGGGUCCUCGGAGAUGAGUGGCUCUGAGCAUACCAUCGACGGGAUCAGGUCUAUGAUCGAGAUUCAUGUUGUUCACUACAACUCAAAAUACAAGAGCUAUCAUGUAGCCAAAGAGGCCCCCAAUGGUUUGGCUGUAAUGGCAGCCCUCUGUGAGGUCCAGGAGAAUGGUGAAAACACUUAUUACAGUGAGUUCUUUUCCCACUUGCAGAACAUCAGAUAUCGAGGACAAAGAACAACUCUGACUGGCCUUGACAUUCGAGACAUGCUGCCUGUGAACCUCAACAGUUACUACACCUACUGGGGUUCACUCACCACUCCUCCCUGUACUGAGAACGUCCUCUGGUUUCUGCUGGCAGAGCCUGUUAGGCUUUCCAGGACACAGAUUUGGAAGCUAGAGAACUCCUUGUUGGAUCACCAGAACAAGACCCUCCACAAUGAUUAUCGCAGGACCCAACCCUUGAACAACAGGGUGGUAGAAGCUAACUUCAAUUAUUUUUCUAAUCCAUGUGAGUGA
This is a messenger RNA of Orycteropus afer afer, 858 nucleotides long. RefSeq names its product carbonic anhydrase 6 (gene CA6). The record is from RefSeq and is a predicted model, not a curated record. Lineage: Eukaryota; Metazoa; Chordata; Mammalia; Tubulidentata; Orycteropodidae. The transcript is spliced from 7 exons. Bases 1 to 858 code for a protein of 285 amino acids. Gene Ontology annotation, molecular function: carbonate dehydratase activity; zinc ion binding.